Molecule: messenger RNA, 210 nt
Organism: Necator americanus (New World hookworm)
Lineage: Eukaryota; Metazoa; Nematoda; Chromadorea; Rhabditida; Ancylostomatidae
Exons: 1
Coding region: 1-210 (69 amino acids)
Source: RefSeq, a predicted model, not a curated record
AUGCUUAGUAACACUAGGCCAGAAUAUGUCUUCAAUCAGAUUUUGCCUCGAGAAUAUAAAGGACUUGAAAUUGAGCCAAGCAAGAUGAGUGGACACGAAAUAAUGAUGCGUCUGCCUGGUGAGACAGCCCCAACACCAAAUGAGGACCUAAACGCCCUACAAAGUACAGAAAUGAGGGACGUGGAAGAAGCGAAAUCGAUCGAACCGUGA